Camelina sativa (false flax) is the source of this 2965-nucleotide messenger RNA. The record is from RefSeq and is a predicted model, not a curated record. NCBI's taxonomy places the organism in Eukaryota, Viridiplantae, Streptophyta, Magnoliopsida, Brassicales, Brassicaceae.
CAGUACAAGUCGUCAUAACAGCAAAGUGAAGACGACACCAGAGAGAGAGAGAAGCGAGUGAGAGAAGAGAGAAGAGAGAAGAGAGAAGAGAAGCGAGUGAAACUCUCUGAAUAUGGACGCGUUUCCGGCGGAGAACCAAGUGAACGGUGGCAACGAUGAAACUUUUCCGACGACGGGAGACGAUGAGAAAGACGACGACGGAGUCGAUUUGUGCCGGAUUUGUCGAUCGCCGGAGCUACCAGAAAACCCCUUGAGGUAUCCGUGUGCGUGUAGAGGCUCCAUCAAGUAUGUUCACCAGCAAUGUCUCCUUCUAUGGCUCAAUCGCCGUGGACACAAGCACUGCGACUGCGAGGUGUGUGGGCGUAGCUACUCCUUUGUCCCUGUUUACUCUGAGAACGCACCAAAGAGGCUCUCAUGGCAUGAGUUUCUGAUCAGAGGACUGUUUCUGAGAGCGUUACGCGUCGUUUCUUGGGUUUUUGUGUUUCUCUUCAACGCCUAUUGCUAUUCUUUGCAUCCUUGCGGGAGAGACGCUGCGAUUGAAACUCAGAGAGCUUACCCUGUGUCAGAGAUAGUUGCUUCUCUCUGGGUUAGCUUAACCUACAAUGUUUUUAUCGCUUAUGGUUUGACAAUAAUGGUACUUUUCAAGUUUUUUGUUGAACUUAUCCGUGGGCGGCGUCACGUGGUAGUGAAUGAACAUGGAGCUGUUGGCCUUGUUGUGUUUAAACAUUUGCUCAUUCUCUGUGCUUGGUGGCAUGACCUUCUCGGACGUGUUCCAAUCUUCCACGGUCUCAUGGUUGAACCUCAUGGAGGAGCGUUUCUUUUUGGAAACGCACAGCUUCAUGAAUUUGGAGCAGUCAGAACGUUUCUCUUCUUUCUUGAUGACAACUCAUUUGCUGUUCUUGCCGUCAGCUUGUCUGUCUCAUUCUUCUUCGUUCUUUUACCAUUGCUCAUGGGGAAACUUGUCUUUGCGCUCCUACCUACGGAGGUAGCUAUGCAGCUUCUUUCAGGAUACUCACUUGGCCAAGAACCUGUCAUUGUUGGAUAUAUGAGUAUUCUCUCGCUUUCUAUAGCUUAUCUUGGAAGUUUUCUUACUCUGAGUCGAGACUCCAUUAAAGCCAUUGCCGGGAAAGUAUUAUUGGGGAUCCUCUUCGUAGCAUUGGCACCCCCGUUCUUACUGUGGAUACUUUCGGUAAAACUAUGGCAAAAUCUAUAUGUGGUUAAGGAUGGUUUCAUCUUGUGUUUGAAAUUUGGUGUUUUACCUUUAGCACUUGGCUGCUGGUUAGAUUUUUGCACCCUCCCUAUAAUUGGAACGCCAAUUUCCCGGAGGCUUGAGUUGAUUUCAGACUAUCCCAUAGUCAUGAUCGUACAUUGGUUCUUCGGACAAUUUUGCUUGCUAUUGGCUCUCAAUUCCAUGGAGCUUAUCCAGAGGAUCUUUCACAAAAGACCCUUUUGGUUUCUCCUAGAUAUUACCGAUCCCAACUACAAGGUCACUAAACUACACAUUGGCCAAUUUCUAUUUGCGUUGGCUUUCCACGGGUCAAUGGUGGUGACUGUGGUUCACUUACCAAUAAUGACCACCUCCCUCGUCAGCCCCUCAUUUUUCCCACUCCAAUUCUGGAUCUAUGAUGAAAGGCUUAUGCUUGGCUCGAUGUCUGCUUAUAUCUUCUUAGUGGGUCGGGGACCCAUCGAGUGGUUAGCCGAGCUUAUUAAACAGGCUGUAGAACCCAUAGUUCGCAAGUGGAUUAUCACUGUCAGUUCUUGGCUUGAGUUGAGCGAGUUCUUGCUUGAAAACCAUGCAGAUCAGAAUGUGAGACCAUUUCAGAACCUUGAUGAAUGGUCUCUAGUGUAUAUACUAGCUGAGGGCUCUGUAGUCAGGUUACACGGAUCUCAGAGUGAUACCACUUUUGAAGAGGAUAUUGGCGACGAUAGGUUUAUACUAAAGAUCGGACUGAUGUUUGUUCUAGCUGCUUUGAGCAUUUUUCUCAUUAGCACAAUCUCCAUGGUUUUGCCACUUCUGAUAGGAAGGGUGUUCUUCCACUAUAUCUCUUUCAUCAUACCUUUCGGACUCAAAAACGACGAUUUUUAUGGUUUCUGGAUUGGAUGUUAUAUCCUGCGAGCAACCUACAAGGGAACUUGCUUCGUAUUUUAUCAGAUCAUGGCUGGAAGAACUGAUUUGCUUCUCAACCUUGUUCUGUUGUCGAUACGGGAUGCUUCACUGCUCUCCAUCUGGAUCUCUGGAAUCCCUGCAAUGCUCGGUCGCCUUAUCGACCUUAUGAUCAUCAUCCCAUUACAAGUGCCGCUAAACGAAUCACCGGAUUAUUCAUUGCUCCAAGAAUGGUUGAUCGGAUUAGUCGUCCUUAACAUCUGGACCUAUCUGACUAUGUUCACGCGUAUCACCUGUUUCGCAACAGUGGCUUGGCGGGAGAAAUUAGUGAGAAUCAGAAAUGUCCGAUUCCACUGUCUUUCCACUUCGUGGCUGCUUCUAGAAAUCAUUUAUACCAUCAUGUUCACUCUUAUAGCCACUCUCGUCUUUCCUUUCUUGGUGGCAUACUCUCUAUUCCCAUGUCUUGGAUUUUCUGGUGAAGUCAACAUAGCCGUGCAGAGGUUCAUAUGGCCGGUGCUAUUAGCAAUCAUCAUCUUGGGGUUCGUAGCCAAGCUCAUCCUUGAUCUCUUCGUUUAUAUUCACCGAGUGGAAUACAAUGAUCGAUAUCUGGUGGGAGACAGAGUGGCUGAUUUCAGUGAAGAUCUUAAGUAAGGGAUCAACUCAGGACGGAUAUUGCAUAGAAUCUUUUCUCAGAUUUCUUUUCUUCAAUCUUUUAAUCUCUCUAAUCUUGUUUAAAGGUCAUCCAUCUUUAGCAAUUAUCAGGUUUUAAAAAACUCAGUUUGAUUUUAGGAUAUUACAAAACUCAGUCAACGAUCUUUGAAACAUUUUUUGACAAGUUUUUUUUUAAUGAAUUGCGUCUUG